Molecule: messenger RNA, 2727 nt
Organism: Cyphellophora europaea CBS 101466
Lineage: Eukaryota; Fungi; Ascomycota; Eurotiomycetes; Chaetothyriales; Cyphellophoraceae
Exons: 1
Coding region: 1-2727 (908 amino acids)
Source: RefSeq, a predicted model, not a curated record
AUGCCCCGACCCGCGGGUGCAAGAAAGAAUCAGCACAACAAUCGUCACGAGAAUGGUCUGGUAGGCCCCGGCAAGCGCGUCGUCAAGCAAAGAUCCAGCCAGGGACUCAAUGGCAUCGCCAAGUCAUCCACGCCGACCGAAUCUCUCAUAGACUCGUCUGCUCCUCGACCCUCUGUCCCUACUCCGCCCAUCUCGCCGCAGCCCUUACGAUCCGACGAUCCCGUACGAGCCCACGAGUCCGAGACCGACGGACCUGAUUAUGCCAAAAAGUGGGAGUUCACAAACGGCAAUUCAAUGGCUGCCCACAAAGUCAAACACAAGUUCUCCCACGAUGUCAGCGCUCUGCAGAUUGCCAACACCAUCCUCCGGUCACGCCCCGCCUGCGAUACUAUCUCACUGUUGAUCGUGCUUCUGGCCCUCCCAUCUAUGGUUCUCACCAUGGUCCAAGCCCUGUUCGCCAGUUUGACCCUGAUGCCUGGAGCCGGCCCUCUGUCCAUCGCCUCAGUUAUCGACGUCUUCCAGGGGUCUUUCGGUGCGCCUUCUCUGGCUACAAUGAUCUGGGUUGACACGGCUGUUUUCUUGAUAUGGAUCUGCCUUUGGAAUUGGGCACAGAACUUUGCCCUGGAUCUGGCUCAGAUCCAUAUCGCCAUCACUUUGGGAAACGGCAGUUCGGGAAAAAGCAACAGUGCCAACACCAUAUGCUUUGUGCUGAUGAUGUGUUUGCAUACCGGUCGAUCACGUGGUGUACGGAAAUUUGUGCUAUCCAAUCUAAUACCGACAGGGUUGCUGUCAGAAACUCGGCUGGCUGAAUUGCUGCAUUACCUACCCACCGAUGCAGAUUUUGGCGACACUCCUGGUGCACCUUCAAAGCUAAGAAGUCUGUUUGCGAUUCACAUUCUGAGCCAGGCUCUGAUAUCCUUUAUUCGGCGCCAAGUCACCAAUGCUCAAGCCGGCACAGCAAGCAAAUCGAACAAACGCGUGGAUCCGGAAGCCGCAGCUGGUUCCGCCCAAGCAGAGGCAAACCUCGAUGGAGGUGCUGCCACUGCUUCCGGGACAGACUAUCAGCCUCCACCUCCACCGAUGUUACGAGAUGCCAAGGCGCAGGGCCUGACUGCCAAAAAACGGAGACGACAAGCAAACCAUGUUAGAAGCAGGCAACCUUUUUGGGCUGCACUGGCGAGCACAAAAGUCCAUGUAUUGCGUGAAGUUGAAAAUAAAAAAGGCCUACCUCAUGCCGCGACGAGCCAAGACGGAUAUAACGAACUACCUCAAUCGGAUAAUGUAUGGAUCAGGAACGUGGAUCCCUCGUCUAUCCAUGUCGAAGCUCGGUUCACAGCCCUCUCCUAUGAAGACCAAGAUCCCACCCCUCAGGAAAGCUUGAGACCGCUGUUUGUUCGAAUAAACGGCGCUAAAUGGCAGUCAGUACAAAUCGACGAGAUCAAUGAUGAGAACGCUGUCGGCAACUGGAACGUUGAGAUUAAUGGUCUCGCACCCAAUUGUACGUACACUUGCACUUUCCAUGAUGCCGAGACUGGAGAAGAGUUCGCAUCCGUCAUGGUGAGGACGCCGGUUUUGAUCGACAAGGACUACCCGACCACCAUGGUCUCGACUCCGGUACAGCCUGCCCGCCCUCAGUCGCCCACGACCACCCUCAAGAACUCGAUCGCCAGCGAAGAAGGCAAACUUGCAGAGGCUCGCAGAAGACUGGGACAGCUAAAACGUCAACACAAAGCUGCACUCAACAAGGCCGACCGUGAAGUGGACGCAUUGAAUGCACGACUAAGAUCGGGGGGCGACGACAACAAGCUACGGCAAAAGCUUCUGCAAACUGAACGCCAAAUCCGCCAAACCGAGGACAACACCAGCAACCUUUCGUCGGCACUUGAUACUCUGGAGACUGUGCCGGAAGAUGAGACGCUUGAAUGGAACAACCGCAAGGCCGCUUUUGAGGAGCAGAAGAGGUUUUUGGCUGAAGCCACCGAAGGGUUGGUCAAAGCUAAAGCUGCUGCGGACUCCGAGCUGGCUUGCCACAAUAACGAGCUGACGUCUGCUGUGGCACGCAAGGAUCGCCUUACCAGUCGUGUAACCAAGUUGAACGAGCAACACGAUCGCAUCAUGCAAGCCAAUGCCGAAGGGAUGAACGAGAAAGAAAGAAAGGAGGCUGACAAUGCUGCAAAGCAAGCUGAGCAGCUGCAUCGUGAGAAGGAGCUGCUUGAAAACAUCUCCCGCCUCAAUGCCCAGCUGUAUGAAGCACAAAUCCAGACCAACAACUACUGGCGUGAAAUUGAGAUCAUGGACAAGCAAGACCAGCUCCAGCGCUCCAAGCUGAUGCUCCAAAAUGGUCCACUCACUCCAGAAGGAGAGCUUCCUGGCACUCGAUUCAUGCCUCAAUCCGCCCGGCCCUUCGCGUUCGGCAGCUUCAACACGCUUCCCGUCACAACUGCAGAGGCUCCAGAGUCGCCUUUCUUAGCCUACGCCUCCACCUUGCCUAACGGUGGUCGGCCUCGGUCAGGCACCAAUCAGUCUAUAGGAGGACUUAGCAACUUCUCUGACGAUUUCGAUGAUGCCGACCCGAUUCCGCCACCUCUUCAGGAAAAUGGACGCAAGGGAAGUGGUAGUAGCCGAGGGCAGAACAAUGGUAGUCCCGCUCAUGGUUUCAUGGGAGGUGCGAUGCGCAGUCCAGGCCGUCAUAGUCCAGGGCAUAUCCCAGGUUCAACAACAUGGUAG